UGUCGUAGUAUAGAGAGUGAGAGUGAUACUGUGCUGUUGCAUUGUUUAAGCUCUUAUAAUGUUGUUUAAAGGGGGAGUGCUUAAUAAAUGGCAAAUAAAAGCGAAUUUUAGUCAGAGAAAGUACGUUAAAUGAAACGGUUAAGAAACCCGGUAUAAAAUUUUUUUUGUUAACGCUAAAAAUUUUGUCUAAAUAUUAAACGGAAUUUUAAUUAAAACAAAAACGCAAAAUUCUUUAUAAAAAGUGAUUUGUUAACUAAACAAAAGAAAUAAAGAAGAAAAUAAAAUGAAACAAAUUUAAAUAAAAAGUAAAGCAAGAAUAUAUUGAAAAAGAAUGUGGAAAAUAUAUGAAUAAAGAAAAUUUAAAAAAAAAAAUAUUUAAUUUUGUUAUUGAAGUGUUUAUGGCAAAAGUUAGUUGUAUUACACACUUACAUAUGCUAAGCUUAAUUUCUGGUGAAAUAAAAAAUACAACAAAUUUUCUUUAUAGUAACGUGUAUGUAUAAAAAAUAUAAACAGUUGUCCUUGUCCUUGGUUAAUGCUAAAUGUUAUAACAAGGCUUUUAUAACAACAACAACAACUAUGAAAAUAAUAAUAACAACUACAAAAAAAGCCUUCCCUUAUAAUAAAAAAAUAAUAACAGCAAUUGAAAUUCAAUGAAAUUUAACUUAUAAACAAGAAUAAAAAUAACAACAAAAAUUUACAGUAAAUAUAAAAAUUAACAGUAAUUCAAAAACAUUUGCAAAAAAAAAAGCUCUUAGCUUUUCCUUAAAUGCUCUUUCAAACCAGAAAUAACGUUAGUUUUUUUACUCUCUUCAAAUGUUAUAGUUACCUCGCUCUAUUAAGAAAAACAAAACAAAAAAACUUUCAAUGUUAUCUAGCCCCUCAAAUAGGCAAACAUGUGUGUUUAACAAUGGCAAAAACUAGAAAUUGUCGAAAUUAAAAAAAAAAAAAAUAAUCAAAAAAAAAAAAGUUUUUUUAAUAUUUAAAAUCUAUAAAUUGUUUAAAACUUUAAAUAAAUCAAACUUAAUUUUUAUAUAACAAUAUACAUACAUAAUUAAGUAAAUAGUAUAAAAUACAAUAUUAAUCAACAAAAUUAUUUUUUUUAAUAAUUUAAUUAUAUAAACGUAUUAAUUAUUACAUUAACUUUGGGAAUAUUAUUUAAUCAUCAAAAUAAAAUAUAUUUAAUUAACAAAAACAACUAUUAUUAAGUUUUCUACAUCUUAUAAUACAAUUAUUAUACAUUAAACAAAUAAUUUACCUAAUUAAUAAUUUAAUUAUUCAACAACAAAAAUUUUCAAAAUAAAUUUGUUUUAAAUUUAAACUACAAUAACAUCAUCUACCACUACAAGUAUUAUUAGCAGCAUAUUCAAGCAACUCAAUUCCCUCUCAAAAACAACCCCCUCUGUGUCUAAACCCGCAACAAUCUAACGAUUUUAAUUCAAUAUUUAUUGGAACCUAAUAAUAAUUUUGGGACUAUUGUUUAUUAAGCAGCAGCAGCAGCAACAGCAAUUACAUUUAACCUACAUUAAUAUACUCAUUAGCAACAUAAGUUUCAAGCAACAGUCGCAGGUUUAAGGACAACGUGAAAACAACAAAUACAUUAUAAGGAAUUUUCAACCAGGAGACAUACAUACAUACUUAUAAAAGGAAUAAACAAGUUGAAAUUAAAACAUGUUAAGCAUAUUUUUAUAAAUAUUAAAUUAAGGAUUAAGAGGAUUUUUAUUUUUGCUAAAACUUUAAGACAGUUUAAGAUAAGAGAAACUUUGAAGGCUGAACAAAUAAAACAAGAGAAACAAAUAACAAAUUGAAACUACUCUCAAAAAUAAUUAAUUAAGCAUAAUUAUUCAUAAAGAUUUAAUUAAGCAGAAAAAAUAUUUUAAAUAGCAGAGAAGAGACUGAUUUUUAUUAUUUGUAAAUUAAGUAAUAAAUUUAAUUAAGCAGGAGCAACAGAAAAGCAGGAGAAAACAAAGAAAAUCCUUUAAACUCUUAAACACACACACACUCUCAUUCUCAUACCACUACAACAACAACCAACGGAAGGAAAUUAAAUGAGAUUUGAAAUCUUUUAAAGAACGUAAUAAAUACUUUAAGAUCUAUUUAAUUUAAAAAAAACAAAGUGAUUUGGAUUUAAUCCACUAAUAAGCUAACGAAAUCUAAUAUAUAUUUUUGCAUAUAAAUAAAAAACAAGUAAAAAUGUUGAAAAAACUAAAAUGUCUAGAGGCGGCCAAUAGUUUGGCAAGAGAAGCAGCCUCCAAUAGUAAUCAUCACAAUCAAACCAAUAGUUUGCAACACAAUACAACCAGUGUUAAGAUCAUUAAAACAGAACCAUUGGAUUUUGAAAUGCUGCAUUUGGAGGAGAAGGAUUUAAGAGAGAGAAAUUUAACCAGGGAUAGUGAGACAACCACAACCAUAACCUCUUCAACAGCGGCUGGAGUAAACAACAAUAAUAUGAAUGCCUCUCAAGUCACAGCAGCACCACCCCCUCCUCCUCCUCAGAGAUAUACACAUGUACAGGUGCAAACUGUGCCACCCAGACAGGGCAUAACCAAUUCAGGAGCUGCCCAAAAGGUGAUAUUAACACCUAGAGUGGAAUAUGUGCAAAUACCGGUCAGUAGCUCAGAGAGAACUUUAAGUAACGGUGCAGGCUCUUCGCCACAAAUCAUUAUAACACGCACCUUAAACACCAACAAUACAUCAGUCUCUUCUUCGGCUAAUACGCAACAGCAGCAUCAUCAUACACAUCACAUACCACGCAGACACUCGGCCAGUCCCUCGCAGUAUCAUCGUGUCUCUCUCAAUGUUACACACUCGAACAGCAACAACAACAAUAAUAGUCAUUCAGCGCCUUCAUCACCACCGCCUUUACAUCAUCAAUUGCAGCAGCAGCAGCAAUCAGCAUCAUCACUCAACUCAGGUUCGCAACAUGUGCGCGUUAUCAGAGAUGGUCGUUUGUAUGAGGAGUCACUAGCAAACUCCAGUGUGCCACUGCGUAGACAUUCGGUAUCGCCGCCGCCUUUACAACAUUAUACGCGUUCCGCGUCGGUUUCAACAGCCAACGGGGCUGGUCUCGUUCGUCGUUAUACACCGCAAUCGCCUCCUCUAGCACCACCACCACCUCCUCCCCCAGCGCCUAAUCUCAAUAAUCAACUAAAUACGGCUUCCUCAACGUCCUCACAAAACUGUCUGCAGGCCAAUACGCCAGCAGGAGCAUCAGGUUCAGCCACAGUGUCCAGCAGUAGCGGUCAUCAUACUUCCUCUACUUCAUCUAACUCCUCAUCGUCUUCUACAGCUUCAAGUUUAAAUCAAAAUAAUAAUUGCAACACUGCCAUGCGUCCGCCACCACCACCGCCUCCUCCUAAAAUGAAACAUUGUUCGAUGGGUCUCAACAGUCAUGGUGUCGUUGUGGGUAAUGGUGGUGGUGUCAGUGGUUCCAUGUCCGCCACAUCAUCUACAUCUAUACACUGUCCACAACAAUCAACGUCGUCUUCUUCAUCUUCUUCGUCUGGCAUGGGCAGCUUAAAUGGCAACUGUGAGGAACCCUCCAGUUCGAUUCCAGAUUUAG
Messenger RNA from Lucilia sericata (common green bottle fly), 3559 nucleotides. Its product is annotated as ecdysone-induced protein 75B-like. The record is from RefSeq and is a predicted model, not a curated record. The transcript has 4 exons. NCBI's taxonomy places the organism in Eukaryota, Metazoa, Arthropoda, Insecta, Diptera, Calliphoridae. The annotation marks the transcript as partial.